GGCUGUCUCAUAUGCUGUGACACCAACACCCAAAACGCAAAGAUGUCUUCCCACAGGGUGAAAGUGGCAUGUUGGGAACAUGAAAGAUGUUAUUUGUUGGCUGCUGAGUUGAUCAGGUCUCCCGGCUACUAGUGCUGACCGCCAGCCCAGCCAGCCCCAACAUCCUUUAUUUAAACCACUCAAAUGGUGUCGUUGACCUUGCUUUCCUGAAACCUCGAAACACCUUUUCAUGAUGGAAGGCUUCGGCGAAGUGUUCCUUGCGCGACCGGAAUACCAAGUCAUCAGUGAGCUGGUACAGAAUCCUGAUGUCUCACCAGCCGAGGCAGUCCAAAAUCUGCUUCGGGUGCGCGAGGUCUUACACAAGGAGGGAGGGGAACCCCCGACUGAGAUCGAUGGCACACACACAUGGAUUGCCAUGGUCACGGUUGUGAAAAUUGUGAAUCUUACUCCAGCUGCGCAGCAGCACAAGCUUAUCGAAUUCAUUGUCCAUCUUCAACGCACCAAGAUUGUCGAUCCUGACACGGGCGAAGAGCCAACGUCAGUGGGCAUGAAGUUAUGGACUGAACUCCCCUAUCUCGGAGUCUACUUGAGGGAUAUGUAUUCUUUCACAUACGACCCCAAGUACGCCCAGCAGGUCGACGAUGAUCCCCGGAUGGAGUAUCCUCCACGCGAACUCCAGGAGUGGGAGAAUCGCAAUGCGUUUAUGGCGCAGCUGACCUCGAAAGCGGACCAUCUCGGCCAUGCCAUUGACGCAUCACUAUAUGCGCUGUGGGCGUGUCGAGAAACGUUUGAGGAAUGCGAUCCGUUGGUGGAAGAGGCCGUGCGCAUUUCAUGUAUCUGGUAUAUCUAUGCCGGUCAGCGAAUGUGGGAGAACUGUCAGGUCCAACGAACAUUCGGGGACGCUGAUGAUCCUCCUCCGCGACCGCGCUUCACAAUGGAGAAGUGGCAUCUUUGGAAGAACGGCUUGAAGGCGGCACAGCUUCAGUUUACUCGGGUUAGCACGCAAGAGAUGAUACAGAAGGCGUUGGCAGAGAUUGAGAAAGCGGAACGUGGGGGAUAAGAUUGCCCUUAUAUCCAGUCGUGGAGUUUGAGAUGUAUUUAGGUCGAAGUACUGAUCACUUCAGAUCUACUGUUACUAGUGGCCAAGUAUAACAUGGAG
Molecule: messenger RNA, 1159 nt
Organism: Aspergillus vadensis CBS 113365
Lineage: Eukaryota; Fungi; Ascomycota; Eurotiomycetes; Eurotiales; Aspergillaceae
Product: DUF3632 domain-containing protein
Exons: 2
Coding region: 230-1060 (276 amino acids)
Source: RefSeq, a predicted model, not a curated record